UCGAGCAGUUCUUUCAAGCAGGUCUAGCACGAUCAGCAAAAAGUGAAGGCUGUAACGUAUAUACUGCAAUCGUUGUGCCUCUAAGACUAAUGUGUUAUCUUGUACUCGCCUAUCGUGCAGUUAUUGCAAGCUAGAUAUCAACUUUUCAAUGCUAAAUACAGUACAUUUUUGCAUGCAAUUAUCGAUUGCCGUCAGUUUACUAUCGGCUGGCGGUUAAUAACAAUCAUCUGUGUCAACUGUAUUGUUAGUGCUGAGAGCAGAUUUCAACAGUCAGCGAACCAUCAUAUGGUCUCAUAUGGACUGAAAAGAAUGACCGGUCUAGAAAAACAUUAAAGUAAGUGUUUUAGUUUUGAAUGACGUUUUAGCAUCAAGGACAAUAGUACCUUGUUUAGUACAGUUAUCGACAUUGGGCUUGUAUCGAGUUAGUGUUUGUGUAAUAGAAUCUCGGAUACAGCUAAAAUGUCGAACAAAAAAGUGCGGAAAGUUACAAGGACUGAUAGUGAUAUAGUGUGCGAAGAAGCGUCCAGGUUAACGGGUGAUCUGCAGGAUGAAGCUUCACCAGAAGAUGACGAUGGGAUGUGUGAAUAUCAUGAUAUGCCGCCUCCGCCGGAUGGCGGAUACGGCUGGGUGAUUGUGUUUGCGUCGUUUAUGUGUAACAUGAUAGUAGACGGUAUCGCAUAUACCUUCGGUGUGUUUCUAAACGAUUUCGUCCAGUACUUUGGUGAGGGCAAGGGUACGGUCGCAUGGGUGGGUAGUUUACUUAGUGGGAUGUACUUAAGCGCUGGUCCAGUGGUAUCGGCGCUUGCGAACAAAUAUGGCUGCCGAGCAGUCUGUAUAGCUGGUAGUAUAAUCUCCUGCGUGGCAUUUGCUCUGAGUACCUUAAGCACGAAUGUGACUAUGAUGAUGCUAACCUACGGUGUCAUGGGUGGUAUUGGGUUCGGUUUUAUCUAUCUGCCUGCGGUUGUGGCCGUUGGGUAUUAUUUCGAGACGAAACGUUCUUUAGCGACCGGUAUUGCUGUUUGCGGGUCCGGCUUUGGUACUUUCGCUUUUGCACCACUAGCCAACAUGCUGCUGGAGAACUUUGACUGGAAGAAUUCCACUUUGAUAUUAGCUGGACUAAUAUUGAAUUGUGCAGUAUUUGGUGCUAUGAUGAGGCCAUUAACGUAUCCAAAGGAAGAUAAGGUAAAACCUUUAAUGCAACGUAUGUACGAAGAAAAACGUAUGCAGAUGGAACGUGGCUCGAUUGGUGGUUCCUAUUUCAUGGUGCAGUUACCUGACGGUACAAUGGAGAAAAGACUGAAGGCUCCCCUAAACGCCGAUCCCGGUGUACAUUCGAGCCUGGCUCUAGAUCAGCUUGCCGCACAACAGAGUGGUAUGCAUGCUGUGGCCACGCUACCCACCAUUACCGAAUCCAAAGUUCAGGAGCAAAAUGGUUCCAGUAACUCUUCGUCAGAGUCCAGCCAAAUAGAAAUAAAGAAACCGUUGCAGCGAAAACGCACCGCCAAUUCCGAAUCCGAUGCCAACGAAUACGGGGCUAAUAAUUUGCCACGUAACGCUUCACAACCGGCAUUCACUAGUCAUCAAUCGGGUAUUCCGAAAAAUGGAUCCGUUCCUACGUUCGAUCGUGUUCGUAAACAUUCGACAGGUGAAAGAUUUAAGCCAUCCUUGGCUGCUAUCAAAGCAAGCUCUAGAGGUGAUGUUGGUAGUAAUGGAGAUGUACGUAAAACUAUGCAUUUAAAACUGUCACGCGGGUCUGUCACCAGCAGCAAAAAUAAUAACGCUGAAGAUUUAGAUGAAGGUAGCAGUUUCACCUCUAAGGCGUCCCUGAAAGCUGACCGACCAGUGAUGGUUCGUCCCCUGUCUCGCAAGGAUAUUUUUUACUCGGGAUCAGUUACCAACCUAAAAGAAUUUCAAUCACAAAAAUCGCUCACUAACUAUCGAAAUUCAGUUAUUUCGUUAACAAAGUUUGAACGUGAACAUAGAACCGAUGUUCGCGACGAUGUGGAGAAAGGCGCAGAACAAUAUGACCUGUGUCCUUGUCUGGUGCUACCGGAAUCGUUUAAGAAUGCAAUUGGAGCUAUGAUGGAUAUGAGUCUGCUCAAAGAUCCGGUGUUUAUGAUGAUUGGCAUUUCGAAUAUCUUCGGUAUGGCUGGAUUAUAUGUGCCAUUUGUAUAUUUAGUAGACGCAGCCGUGCUCGAUGGAAUUGAACAAAACUCUGCCUCCUUCCUCAUUUCCAUCAUCGGAAUCACAAAUACUGUUGGUAGGAUAGUGUGUGGAUACAUUGCCGAUUUCCCGAAAGUGGAUGCCCUGUUUCUGAAUAACAUUUGCCUUGUGAUAUCUACGUUCGCGGUUGCAUUAACACCGUUCUGCCAUAGCUAUGCAUCGUAUGUGGCGAUGGCUAUUGGUUUUGGUAUAGCAGUGGCUGGAUAUAUCUCGCUGACGUCAAUUAUUCUAGUGGAUCUAUUGGGACUGGAUAAACUCACGAAUGCGUUCGGGUUGCUGAUUCUGUUCAGAGGAGCGGCCACAAUCGUUGGUUCGCCGCUGGCCGGUGCACUGUACGAUGCCACGCAGACGUACUCAAUUCCGUUCUUCGUCGCCGGUGGUCUCUUUGGUCUGUCAGCUAUUUUCAGCUUUGCCGCUCCAGCCAUGAAAAGAUUCCGCAAACAGGACGAGGUGCCCGUGCACGUCGAGGUACUCACCCCGAUUGAUGAGGAACCCUCGGAAGAUCUCGGCGAUGACGACGACAAGCCUAUCACUAUGGUACCAAAAAUUGUCCAAACCGCUCCAAGUCCAUCCACGGAACAGCCCGUCAAUAUCACCUCAGCAAUCGCCAACGACGAACGGAAGCCGCUGGCAACCGUGAAUGGGAAUGCCAGCGAAAAGGAAAUCAGCCAGAUUGAGUCCGUACUGUAGUCUUCACCGAUCGCUAGCGUUCAAUCAUCUCUAACAAAACUAACUCUACGUAUAAUUGGUUUUGCACGCUCUUGUGCUUAGAAUUGUAUAUUUAAUAUUUAGGAUGAACGUGUUUUAAUUAUAUUAUUUUUAAUUGAAACCAAAACAGUGUCAUACAAUGAAACGUGUCUGUGUGUAUAACAACCAGAGUAUAUUAGAAACUAGCUGUUUGCAAAUGAAAUAAGGAGCGAUGUGUGAUUAUGAUGCAUACGAAAAUUUCCAAUGCGUUACAGACUUUUAUAUAUUUUUUUAAAUUUUCCGCUAAUAACCAGACAUGAAAAAUGAUGGCGAAUCAAUGCAGUUAGCUGGUUACACAUUUAAUCCGAUUUAAUCUAAACUCAAAUGGAAAACUAUAAGGCAGUUCAAUGGUCGAUCGAGCUAUGAAGGUAUAAUAUGAGUAUUAGUUGAUUCUAAGUGUAUAUAGAAGGUGUUAUGGAUAGAAGGAUAAAUGUAUGCUUGGUGAGAUUCGGAUUGAGAGUAUUGUAACAUGGUUCGAGCGGCACGCUCUAUUUACUUACUGGCAGAUUUGUGCCUCAAAGGUUGAGAGUUACUUUGUGAGGAGUAUUUUAAUAACACGCUAAAAGCUGCAAUGAUGAAAAUACUUACUUUCAACGCGUUAUUUCAAUACAAAAAUAAUCCACGAAUAGAUCAAAGCUCUAUAGAGCGAACAACCAUUUGAAUGAAGUUAGGUUAGGGCAAAGAUUUUAUCUCUGAAAGUUGUUAAAAGGCAAGAAACGAAUGUAGACAUUUGGCAUGAUAUCAUUACUGUAUUUCAAUUUGAUCUAUGAACCAUUCUAAAAUUGUUUUGAUAUUACAAUAGUAAUAACCUAUCGAGCAAAAACGAAGAUUAGUUUAUCUUAACUUUAAAGUAGAUGCUGCAACAAAUUUAGAAAUAAUAGCUAGUACUGCAAAUAACAAUGUAAUUCGCAAAAAAUUGCUGUACCCAUUUGCGCUCGUCGUGCAUUCCUCAAUAUGACGCCAUCGGUUUCUUCGUGGAUUCACAAGCUUUUAAACAAUAGAACUGCGAGCACGAACAUUGAAUGCCAUACAUGCUUGCAAGCUAUCGAACUCCAAGCCCGCAAAUGAAUUCACCUGUGAUUUAUAACAUUUCGUGAAAUCUUCGCACAAUUAUUAUUUCUAUAACUGGUUGUAUCAUCGAUUCGAAUAACACUAAUAAGCCAACAUUGCGCGACGAGCGACGUGACUAUCAGCUGUAGUUAUUAUUCCUUGAGCCAAUGUCGCAAUCCCCGACAAUGCUGACGUAUGCUGAAACAUACUAUUUGUUAAAAAGGAUAAAAUAUACCAAAAACAAAAUUAA
Wyeomyia smithii (pitcher-plant mosquito) is the source of this 4270-nucleotide messenger RNA. Its product is annotated as monocarboxylate transporter 2. Gene Ontology annotation, molecular function: monocarboxylic acid transmembrane transporter activity. Bases 460 to 2913 code for a protein of 817 amino acids. Gene Ontology annotation, biological process: transmembrane transport; monocarboxylic acid transport. The transcript has 11 exons. Lineage: Eukaryota; Metazoa; Arthropoda; Insecta; Diptera; Culicidae. The record is from RefSeq and is a predicted model, not a curated record.